Aureobasidium pullulans EXF-150 is the source of this 1898-nucleotide messenger RNA. RefSeq lists its product as uncharacterized. The record is from RefSeq and is a predicted model, not a curated record. NCBI's taxonomy places the organism in Eukaryota, Fungi, Ascomycota, Dothideomycetes, Dothideales, Saccotheciaceae. Bases 481 to 1584 code for a protein of 367 amino acids. The transcript is spliced from 2 exons.
AGGGGCAUAGGAUUCACGCUGGGACCGAGCUCUCAGCCUGACGAGACACCUUACAAAACGGCCUUGGGAAGGCACAAUGUUUUUGGUCUUAAUGUGGUUGUCCAAAGAAAUCAAUAAGAAGCGCCGGCCUCAAAGGAGGUGUACCUGAUCAUCAAAAGCAUUCUGCCCUUUCACAGGCAGUUUAGAGGCCUUACGGGAAGAGAGAGGAUCUCUGCGCCGGGACAAACCUUCUGCGGCUACGUCCAUGUUACGAGGUACAUGACGUGUUGGCUAUUGCCCAGAAACUUUUGGCCAACACGCUCUCCUGAAUCUAGAUCAAAGAAGAGGGUGAAAGGGCAGAGAGAAAAUUCUCCAACACUCUUGAGAAACAUGUUGGAUAUACAGCUGCCUUUGUCGAUCUUCAGUGUGUCGUCUUUAUGCUGAUCCAUAACCAAAGAGGGCAAAUAGCAAACCACAUGUGAUAACCAGGUUGGUGAAAGAAUGAUCCGCCAGCUUCUGUUUGGAGCUUUAGUUUCCGCGUCGAACCGGAAGGACGACAAACACUCGGCGAGCAGCAGAUAUAAACUCAGCUCAGUCAGUUCAGAGAGAUCUCAUCUCGACAAUCUCAAUCCCAAUCGGUCAACAAGCACCACAAGCACACAACCAUCGACCACAAGACACGACACCCAGGUCCCAACACACUCAAACAUGUCUUUACGUCCAUCUCAAUGGAAGGACAGGGUCAAGGAGCCUAACGAGGCCGACCGUCACGAAUUUGGCGGCACCGAGCUGAACCGCGACUACACGCUUGUCGAGACUGACCAGACCGACGAGCAGGGUUACGACGUGAUCCCCAACGUCGAGACCUCCAUCGUAGAGAUCAACCCCCCUAGACCCCCUCACGCUCUGGACUACUAUGCCGAGGACCGCAGCUACCUCCUCCAGCUGGCUGAGCGUAUGGGUUUCUGGUUGUCCGACCCGGUUGCUCGCCUGGGCGGCGGCAAACAACGCGGGCCCGACAAACGUGACGACAAGGAGAAGGCUGCUCAGCAGGAGGUCGACGACAAGGCAUGGGUCGACAACAUCAAGAACGACAUCCAGUGCCUGUGGAACAACAUGGGCAUCGGUCAGGACCUCCUUGGUGAUGAGCUGCAGGUCUUCCGCGAGGCCUUCUUCUCCGAGAGCAGAGCAAAACUCGAGAAGGUCGAAAAGGAGGACAAGGGAGUCAGCUUGGAUCAGUUCCAGCAGUCUGUGCGCACCCUCUUGGUGCUGAUGGACCUGAAGCUUUCAGAGGAGGGUCUCAAGAUCUUGAAGGAGAUGGCCACCGACAAGCAAGUUCUCAAGAACGAGCACAGCUUCAGCUUCGAAGAACAGAGAGCCGUCGGUCAGCUUGCCCGCAAGAUGAUGAGCUCUACUUCCGAAGAACGUCGUGAGGCCAUUCGCCAGGAGAAGCUUUCCGACAUGUCGAAGAUCCAGAGAGAGAUGUUCGAGCGCAAGAAGUUGGAUCCUGUCAAGCGUCACUUCAACAACUUGGCUGUCAAGAAAUUUGCACAAGACAAGAAGGAGGCAAUGGAGGCAAAGCUGAAGAAGAGCAAGAUGUACUGAGAGUCGGCCUCUGGUCUGCCAGAAAAUCGCAGAUGUCAAGGCUGGCUUCCAAGAGGAGCAAGGAGAGAUUGGCGGCAAUAGCACGAGACACAGUGCUUUUCUUUUUCGGGUCGCAGCUUCCUCAUGGGGUUUGGGCUGUCCAAGGUUGCAUUGUCGAGGAGGAGUUACUCGUUCAUGGUCUUUGAGGACCUGCACCCAUAGACAAUGGGUUGAAGCACACUCUCUUACAGAUUCUCAGAUUCAUCAUAACCUUUCUUUCUGCCCGUGCUUUACAUCAUGUUGUGCUGAGGGUGCUUCAUUGUGUCAGCAUUAUC